Molecule: messenger RNA, 315 nt
Organism: Gongylonema pulchrum
Lineage: Eukaryota; Metazoa; Nematoda; Chromadorea; Rhabditida; Gongylonematidae
Source: the annotation of a GenBank genome assembly
AUGUUAAAAAGCAGCGGAACAAGCUCGUCUGGUGGUCCACGGGUUUCAAACCAUCGGUACAGCCUGCGAGUGGUCACCGCUCGAGGGCGACCCGUUGGGUUCCAGCAUGGUCGUACAUCCAAGGCCAAUGAGGCUGCAACAAGCCAAAUUACAAACUUUUUUCCAACUCGCAAACGACGAAGCAACGAUGAACAAAUUCCGCUUACACCAAGCAAGCUCAAGAAGCAGAACGUGGACGUUAACAACAACAACUGCCAAGUCGUCCCGGAUUGCACAUUUGUCGAUGUGGAGAAUGAUGAGAAUGAUCCAGGUUAG